CAGCACCAGCAGCCCGGGGAGGGCGGGGGAAUGGGCAGCAUCUCCCCCGCUUCUCCCUUCACUGCAGCAGGAGGGAGAUGCUGCUCAGGGCUGCCUCUCCACGCCUCUUUAGCAGCAGGGCUGCCCGCAGGAUCUCACUCGGAGAUCCUGGCUGAUGUUGGUCUUCAUACGACACUUCUGCCCUUCUGGUGCACAUCCACGUCCCUGGGGAAAAAUGUGUUGGAUGGUGGUGUAUACAUGCAGUGGGGCUGCUGCCAUGGAGUCAUUCAUCUGUGUGUCUAAAUAGAGUCAAGCUAUGCAUCCCUCUAGGAUUUAUUUUGGGUAGAUCUGUAGGGAGAAUGCUAUGGAAUUCAGAAAUAUGGGGUGUGUGUAUCUGUAUUUUUACACACCCACUUAAAAUGGGUGGUUUUUAAAUUGUUUUAAGUUUUUGUAUAUAUUUUAACUUGUUUUUUGCUAUUAUUAACCACCCAGAGACGAAAGCUUGGGGCGGUGUACAAAUUUGGUAGAUAAAUAAAUAAAUAAGCAAAUAGUGUGUGUGUAUAUGUUUCUAUCAGGUGGUCUAUAUCACCUGAUAUAGACAAAUAUAUAUUUAUAUUUCUGAAUUCCAUAACACUCUCCCUACAUAUAUACCCAAAAUAAACUAUUUUUAUUUAUAUCUCAUAUAUUCGCCCUUAUAAAAUGUAUCUUAUGUAUGCAUGCCAAAAGUGAGAAUGCUAGGAAAUGCAUGUGUAUAUAUUAUUUAAAAUUAGAAGUGUAUCUUUAUGACAUUUGUGUUUAUAUAUGUAUGCAUGUGUUGAAGAUGUUAUGAAAUUCAUCUAUAUUUGAAGUAUGUCUCAUAGGUUUGUUUUGUUGUAAACUGCCCAGAGACAGAAGUUUGGGGUGGUGUCCAAAUAUAAUAUGCACGCAUCCUUACAUAAUUUAUUUUGAACAGUAAGGAAACUGCUCCUCUCAUGCAUGCACUUGUAUUUGUAUUCUAUUCUUUAUACAUCUAUACAUCUUUAUACAAUAUUUUAUAUGGUGAGGAUGCCGUAAAACUCAUAUAUAAUCUCAUUAUAUUAUGAGUGUGUGUGUAUAAACUAUUCACUUAUGAAUAAUGCAAAUAUCUUUACUGUUCUUAAUUUUAUAUGUAUUUCAUUUUGUUACCUGCUUUUGGGUGUUCAUUGCAAGCAGAAUCUAAUGGAAUACUAGUGCUCUUAAAUAUGUGUAUGCACAUAUACGUGUAAAAGUGGAGAGAAAGAUACGUAGGCUGACAUCCAGCCUAAUGUUCUGUGUGCCAAAACACAUCUUGUGUGCAUGAGAGAUGGGUAAUUUUCUCCAGUCCCUUUGGCUUUGUGUGCUUGUGGCUCCCAGAUAUAUAUGCCCAAGGGUCCUAUAACUCAGUAACCUAGCUUCCAGAGACACAGUGGGCUGUAGUGGUUUCCUGCUCUCUGAGAAGGAGGUUGAAGACCCCUAAGGGCACUUUCGACCCUAAAGUUCUAUGAUUCUGUGCAAAAGGAAGGGGAGAUUGUUUUUCAGUGCACACAGCAUUAGUCUGGAUGUCAGCCAUUGAAUUUAUUAAUGUUUAAUUUAUAUUCCAAUUCUUCAGGUUAAAAUCGGUUUUAAAACCACUUAAACACAAAUACAAAAGCAUUUAAAAAGAGCAUCAGGAAAAACAUUUAAAAUAACCAGCAGAAAACCACAUCAUUUUUUUUAAAAAGUGCAGUGGUUAGCAGAGUGGGAAAGGGCUCUUGCAUUUUUUGCCAAAGUGCCUCCCGCCUUGAAAAAUAGUGGAGAUCUCUGGUAUAUGCCAUCACUGUUCAGGCUGCGGGGGUGGAUAAUUACUGUUGGGGUGUGGUGUGGAAAAGAUGAAGCACGAAGCAGGUCUGGAUGCAGGUCUGGAUGCGGGUGUUUGGGUUAGGCUUUGUGGAGGGGUGAGGGUGGGGGGGCGGGGCGGGCCCCAGAGAGCAGCUUGUCUUGUCUGAGUGUUGGCAGCCUACUAAAUGGUGUCUGUAUUGAGUGGAGAGCGCGGAUUCGGAGUCUGCAUUUGUGGUGUCUCUGUGUGUGUCUGACAAGCAGCACAUCAGUGGCUGGUGAGGAAGUUGGGCUAAGGGUUCGGGAAGCAGCAUCCAGCAUGGGCCGUAGCCCCUUUGGGCAGGCACUAGGAUGCUGAGAAGGCAGGAAAAAAAACAGGAACUGGGGGUCAGGAAGGGUUCCUGUGCAGUGUGAGUAGUAUGCAGAGGGAAACCAAAUGGUCAAGCUGGAAUGUUUUCACAUAUAAAGGCAGACUGGCAAACUCUGAGUCAGUCUAGGUUUGGUUGGAUUUUGGGCGGAUCUCCUCUACUUCUAGCCCCUUGUUCUUCCUCCCCAGCCAGAAUGAAGCCCACAUAUGUGCAACUGCAUUAAACCCCCUUCACUCUUGGCUCUCUCCCCUUCCCAUGGCUAGCAUUCUGGUUGUAAGCUCCUUCCGGCAGGGGCCAAAGUCAAAGGGGUAGUGGCGGGCGGGGGAGAGAGAAGAAUCCUUGGCCAAGGCAUGCUUUUGUCCAUAAUCCAUCGUUAACCAGAUUUCUGCCAAGGAAUUGACUCCUCUUGUUCAUUACAGAAGACGGUUGUGUUGUAUUUUCUGCCCAUGUGCUUGUCAAUGAUGGAAAUUUCAGAGAGAGACACAGGCGAUUUUUAAAGCAGCAAAUGGAACUCCAUACAAGUAUUACCUGCAUACCAGAAUGAUGCUGUUAAUUAAAAAAAAUAGUAUCAAUUUAUUGUUCAUUAACAAAGCAGAAAUAUAAUGGACAAGAUGUUUGGGCUUCUUCAGUUGCUUUGAUGUUAUAGGAAACUGUUAUUUCUGAUAACAUGGGAGCAGCUGAAGACGGCAGAAGCCGAAACAUCUUGCCGGUUAUAUUUCUGCUUUGUUAAUCACUAGCAUAUUUAGAUGAUAGAUAGUGCUUUGGUUUGAGCCUAUGGCUAUACAGUGUUUUUCUCGCUGUAAAGCACCAUGUACACUCAGGACACUGUGCAAUUAGUAUUGUAAUAGGAAUAUUAUUAUCAGCUUCACACAAAUCGGAGAGGGGAUCGUCCAGUGAAUGACCCCUUGAGACAAACCUUUAGAUCUCUGAGCUGCCACAGACUCUCUUCCUAGUUUAUUUUCUCGGAGGAGGACACAGAGACAUAAUCAGUUCUACCAGAUGGAAAUACUUCUUCAAAGCUGCUGAAUUCUGAGAGGAAGUUCACUUUUUCUCCAUCCCCACCUUACUGCUUACUCGGGUCUGAAGUCUUGUAAAUGACAGAUGAAAUGGUAGGAAUGGUAUUGGAAAUCUAUCCCUUCAGACUGCAUGUUGAGGGUUUGCGUGAGAGUGAAUCCUCCUUCAAGGGAAAAAACAAACCAUUCCUACAGGGCAUCCCCCCAACCCCAGGUCAACCAUGUCUAGAGGAAGGCUGGGCUGCAGUUCCCCUCCUAGUAUCUAUCUGUGUGCAGGGAUUUUUUAUUUUUUUGUUUCUUUUUGAGAAUCAUUCAGUCCUAUGAGCUCCCACCUGCAGUUUGAAGCGAUCCAGUCCAGACAGAAGUUGACUUCUUCAUGUGCUUUUUCCCGCGUACGCAGAAUGAAGAUGGAGAAGUAUCUGUUGUGGUUGAAAAUGACCAUUACAUGGAGGACUUCUUUCAACAGGUGGAAGAAGUUAGAAAGUAUAUAACCAAAAUAACAGAUAUAUUGGAAGAAGUGAAGAAGAAGCACAGCGUUAUUCUUUCCGCCACGCAUCCUAAAGACAAAACCAAGGAAGAGCUUGAAGAACUGAAUAAAGAAAUCAGGAAAACGGCAAAUACAGUUCGUGCUAAAUUGAAAGUCAUGGAACAAAGUUUCACUCGGGAUGAGAAUGUUAAUCGGACAUCGGCGGAUGUCAGGAUUCGAAAAACGCAGCACUUGGUAUUGACCCGCAAGUUCGUGGAGGUCAUGACGACAUACAAUGGAACCCAGACCCUCUUUCGAGAACGCACCAAAGAUCAGAUACGGCGGCAGCUAGAAAUAACUGGAAAAGGCACAACUGACGAAGAACUGGAAGAGAUGUUAGAAAGCGGCAAUCUUUCUAUUUUCACUUCUGACAUCAUUCUGGACACCAAAAUUACUAGACAAGCUCUAGAUGAAAUUGAGUCUCGACACAAAGACAUCAUAAAACUGGAAUCCAGUAUACAAGAGCUGCAUGAAAUGUUCAUGGACAUGGCCAUGUUGGUUGAAGUUCAGGGCGAAAUGGUCAACAGCAUAGAGAAGAAUGUGAUGAAUGCAGUCGAUUAUGUAGAACAUGCAAAAGAAGAGACCAAAAAAGCAGUUAAAUACCAAAGCAAAGCUCGCAGGAAAAAAUGGAUAAUUCUCAUUAUAGUGCUGGUGGUGCUUGCCAUAAUUGCUAUAAUAAUUGGCUUGUCGGUCGGGAUUCGGUGAUGCUCAGAUAACUUCAGCGUGCACCUUGCUCUGUUGCCGUGGCAAAAUUGAUGUUCAUAAUAAUAUGUGUAACUGUCCUGCUUGUAAUCAUUGGGAUUGUCCUAGCAGCAACCUUCUCCUAGCACAUUCCAAAAGUUCCGAAGCUUCUGAAUCGUAUGUGCAGGGAAACCAACCAGCCUAGACCUCGUAAGGUGCCUCAUCUUGCCAUAAUGAGAUUUUUCUCUUUUCAGGACUGGCCAAUUGCUAGCUCUUUCAAUGGCCAGUAAAACAUAACUGUUUCAAUACCUGCAAGUUGGAACCAACAUUGUAACUGAUGUCACUUUUCUUCCUCCAAACAACAGACAGCUGCAAAGCCUGUCAUAUGGACUUAGAAGCUGCUGAAUUUUUUCUGUACUAACUAUUUUGGUGAUGAAUUCUAUCUUUUGGUAUGUUGGCGACUAGGAUAAUUCAUUAUCCAGAACCAAUGAGCUUUUGCAAUGUGAAUUUUCCCAUUAUUACAUCAUCUUAUUAACAUAAUAGUUUAAUCUUGUUUAAAAUUAAAGCAGCUGGUUCUCAUAUCUAACUGCAGCCUUAAGUGCACUUACUUUGGAGGCAAGUUCUGCUGAAAGCAGCAAUUCUACUUUACAGGUAAAUGUGGUUGAAGAUGGAGAUGUGAAGUGGCUUCUUGUUUGUCUCCAGCUUUAAUGUUAAAAAUAAUUUGUCUUUAAGAUGUGGGAUUUUAAAAUUGUGCGUAAAUACCAAUAAGUAAUUUUUAAAAGAAAAAUUGAGGAGAGUUGUGUAGCUUUCAGAUAGCUUCAGUGCAACCAAGUAGCAGUUAAAGUGCCUUUUUUCUCUGUAGUGACCUCAUACUAUUUUUUAAGGCUUAAACACUAUUAUGAAUAUUGUACCUCUGCUUCUCAUACAACACUAUUCUUUUUUCAGAGGAUCCACCCUGCUGUGAAGUUGACUAUGCCAUUCUGUUUGCCUGCCCCCCUUUUCUGAUUAGUUUUAGAAAAUGCUUACAGGGCUCCAGGUUUCUAGAGAUGAAUGGGAAGUGCACACUUACACCCUGAUCCGAAGCUUCAUAUAGUUCUCUGCAGUGUACACAUAGACCUCCAGCACAUAUAGGCUUCCCAAUUAACUUUAAUAGAAGAGGAGGAUUUAUACACAAAUUUUGGGGGGAGUGUCCUCCAUUGGAGUAAAUGAAAAAGCCAUUAUGUGUGAAGCAGCUUCAAAUAUCUCUUGGCGGAGGGGACCCCCAUUGCCCUACAAAGGACCGCUGGGUCAGAGUUCUGUUCUCUCACACAGCUCUCAUUGAUCUUGGUGGGGCUCAUGCCUGUGGCUGAUUUGGCGCAGUCUGCUAACAGAGAAAUGUGAUGAAGCAAAGAGAUGGGCAUUUUAGAGCAUGUGGCUUGGAUCUGGAACACACUUAAGCUGUGGUGCAGAUCAGGAGUCCCAACUUGCCAACUGGAUCUGUGUCGUCAUGCUGAUUGUCGUGCAGUGAGCUCCGACUUCCUUUUCACCAAGGAGCAAAAAUCAAGGUUUUGCUCAAAUGUCCGCUUGGUCUUUGAUGGAUAGGCAGGUAUUAGGCAGAAGUAGGUAUUCUUGUUAAUCCAGACGCGCGUGUGUGUGCGUGUGUGUCUUUUGUCUUAAGUAAAAACACUGACUUUGUUGGGGGAUUUGCAUGCUGUGAAUGCUUGUAACAUGAAUGAAGUGUUUUAAAGGCAAAGACUCUGAUCCAAAGAAAAUUGGUUCCACUGAAAGGCAGGGGACUUCACACACUAACUUCCCCUGGGUUUGGGUCAAAGGUGUGCAGCUAUUAGCAAGUUCUAAGCAUUUCAGAAGCAACACAAGCAGUUGAAUUUUACGUUGCUGGUAAUAUUUUAUAUCGUGGUGUUCCUAUGUAAAAUAUGUGUAACUAUAUUUUGAUUACUUAUUGUUUAUAUUAAUGUAGAUAUUUAUGCUAGAAGUGAAAUAAAUAAUGGAUGCCUUUUUAAAAAAAAA
Hemicordylus capensis (graceful crag lizard) is the source of this 6386-nucleotide messenger RNA. RefSeq names its product syntaxin 2 (gene STX2). The transcript has 11 exons. Gene Ontology annotation, cellular component: endomembrane system; plasma membrane; synaptic vesicle. Gene Ontology annotation, biological process: exocytosis; synaptic vesicle fusion to presynaptic active zone membrane; intracellular protein transport. The record is from RefSeq and is a predicted model, not a curated record. Lineage: Eukaryota; Metazoa; Chordata; Lepidosauria; Squamata; Cordylidae. The coding region runs from base 3549 to 4403 and encodes 284 amino acids. Gene Ontology annotation, molecular function: SNARE binding; SNAP receptor activity.